AUGAGCAGAGCCCAACAAUACCCCUGGCCAAAUGGCAAACGCGCCUGCAUCAGCUUGACAAUGGACAACAUGGGCGAAGCAGCCGAUCUACACCGUGGUCUCUGGCCCAAGGACAAGCCAAUAGGCUCUCACUUUUCCGUGACCGAAAAGCUUCCCUUGAUGCUGGAUUUGCUCGACAAAUACCACAUCCCAGCCACCUAUUUUGUCGAAGGCUGGAACUGUUCUGUUUACACAGAAACCAUCCAACAUGUCCAGAAACGAGGCCAUGAGAUUGGGUUUCACGCCUACCAGCACGAGGUCUGGAAGAAUCUUGAUGCGGAGACCGAGGUUGGAAAUCUGAACAAGAGUGUCGAGGGUGCCGAAGCUAUUGGUGUGCAUUACAAGGGAUUCAGACCACCGGGCGGGUUGGUCACUGAUCGCACAUUGGAUCUGAUGAAGCAGAAGGGGAUGAACUAUCUUUCGCCAGCAGCCGAGCGUCCAGCUUUAGUGGAUGGUGUUGCGAUGGUGCCCUUUCAGUGGGAGAGCAUCGAUGCAUACUUUUACAUGGCUUCCACGGCUACGUUGAGAAAAGGCAAGGGCGACACCGAGGAGCCAUUAUCACCACAAGUCUUGAAGGAUCGUCUGUUCAAGAGGAUAGAUGAGAUCGUGGCAGAGGGCGGACAUCUAGCCUUGCUGUUCCAUCCUUUCCUUCAGACUGAGGACGAGAAACUGAAGGUCAUGGAAGAAGUACUUCAACACAUUGUAAGCAANAAGGAGGACGCUUGGAUAGCUCAGUGCAAAGACGUCGCGGACUGGAUACACCAGAACCCAGAGUCAUUUGGCAGCGAUCCCGGCUGGGACAAGGCAGAGUGGAAGAAGAAUUAG
Messenger RNA from Aureobasidium vineae, 864 nucleotides. The record is from the annotation of a GenBank genome assembly. NCBI's taxonomy places the organism in Eukaryota, Fungi, Ascomycota, Dothideomycetes, Dothideales, Saccotheciaceae.